AUGACCGUACUUGGAUUUAGUAUACUAUCCCAAAAUGCAGGCCAAUCUGCUAACGCAAGCGAGCAAGAGACCAUCGUUCAAAUGCUUGUAAAUGAGCUCUCAUCUGAGCAGAUUAACAAAGACUAUUUUGGUGAUAAAAGCAAUGCCGUCCACCUUGCUGCAUUUCUGGGAAUGAAGUCCACUCUUGACCUGCUUAUCUCAAAGGGAGGUGACCUUGGACUACAAAACGGUUGCGGCCUCAACGCGUAUGACAUUUUGGAGGCUGUCAAGUUGGAUGAUCGCGAACUAGUAGAAUUGCUGAGACAACAACCUGGUGUAGACAGUCUCAAAAAAAGACUUGGAAAAGAUGCAGAAUCCUUUAGGAAUCAUAUCCCAUCUAUAACGCUGGCGAGGCCGCAUCACCUAAACAGACCAGAAAAGGAUGACAACAUUGGGCUCAAGGACCGUAGUCUUAGCAACGAACUGGUUGGUUCCAGGAUAUCUUUACUAAAUCCAAACGAUACAGCUGAACAGUAUUACAAUUUACUAUCCAAUAACAUUAAUGAUGAGGUAUUUAAUGACAGAAGGGCGAUAUCUGAAGCUAACAAGACCUUAGCCUUCACAAGUCAAUACCCUAUUGAUCAACAAGGACUGUUAAAGUUAUCUGAGGUUCAGGAUGACGAUGAUUUUGAUUACCUUAACGCGAUCGACCCAGAAGCCGUUGAGCCUUACCAAGACUUAACCUGCUAUCAACGAAUCAUCGUUCGGCGUCCCCUAAUGGAUGCACCCAAGCCAAUCCGGUCAGUUUUGAAGAAUCGCAACGAUCGACAACAAGGGCCUGAGCCUGUCCUGGAAGCCCAGAUCGCGGCAUACAAGGCUUAUGACGACUACAUCGCUAAAUUGCAGAUACAAACACACUGCCAUACACCACAAGUCAAUUCAAAUACAAAGGAAGCUUUAAAGAAUCAGACGGAUUCUGGAUUUGACGAUGGCCGGGUAUUAGCUCUGAAGAAGUCCAAAGCCGUCCAAUGGGAAUCGGUCAAGAAUGUCCGUAUCUUUCAGCGCCAUAUGGUUCCUGAGGCUGGCUCAGAGAUAGAAGAUGAAAAUGAGGAUGUUGACUCCAUAAUCUUAGACCAAUAUGAGCAGGUCAUAGAUUAUGAAGAGCCACCAAGUUCUUUGACUAAUCGAUUUAGCGGUACCCUGGGGUCUCCACCAAUAGAUUCCAGUCUUGAUGGAACUAUGAGCGGAUGCUUCCGUCAUCUUACCAUAGCCAGCAACUUGAAUGCUGGUUCUAUGGACAAGCCACUGCCAUUCCCUAAAUACAUUCCCCCUUUACCACUAACCCGUGCAACUGAUCAAGAAGCAAAGGACUUAAGUAUAACCCAUGCGAACCCCAAUCGGUCUCUCCCGCCACUGCCAUCAUCGCUGGAUAUCAAGAACAGUUUGAAUAGGGAGCUUGUGCCUGUACCAACUUCGCCUCUUGACAAGCUUAAGUCCUCAUUGAUCGCCUCCUCGAUGGGCGGCUUACAGUCAACGCCAAUGAUUGUUGUUGGCAGAUCAUCGCCAAUUAAGCGAAUUCCUUCUCCGCCUAUUUUGGAAUCACAAUCAUGGAUGACAAGACUUCUCAGAAACAGGAAUCAUAUGCUUGAUUCGACUUUUAAUAGCAAUGGUAGCAUCACUAAGCGCAUUCGACAAAAGUUACAACCGGGUUGCCGCAGUAAAGCUACUACACAGUCGCAAUUGGAGGCCGACAAGGCGACAAUGGACAAUGUGGCAAACCUGGCGGCGAGGCCUCCAUUGCCUCCGCGUCCUACACUUCGAUCAUCACAUUUGAUUCUAGAUAUUUCUACCCCCGUUCUCGCCCCUUCAGCAAAAGUUACUGCCAACAACUUCACAUUUCCUGGCCCAAAGCCAUUCACCAAGCAACUCAAGCCUCCUAUGCUCGCCCGUAGCCAUAGUGUAGGCCGGCCAGCACAUAAAGCAGGCGAUGAUGUAGAAGAUAGCGAAGGAAACAAAAAUCGAUUGUCACUAUCUGCUGUCAGCGGAGAGAGCUCGGUCACAUUAUUGCCCAUACCAAAGGCUGUAUCCAAGCAAUCAUCCCAAUGGAGGAGGCGCAAGGAGGUCGUGCUUGUAGUUUCAUCACAAGGCCUUUCACCAACACUAAUGUUAUCGAACACGGCAAAGGAUGCUGUUAAUACAUUGCCAGGCAAGGCUACUGAAAUAGGUUCAAAGGAAAUACUCAGUGGUCCAGCCCAAGGUCAGCUAGAGCCUUCGCAAGCGGAUUGCUCAGAAGCACAAGACGUAAUUCAAGUUCCCAAGUGUAUACUUGCAGCAUAUAUAUCGCUUGAUUGGAAGUAG
Lobosporangium transversale is the source of this 2337-nucleotide messenger RNA. RefSeq lists its product as hypothetical. Bases 1 to 2337 code for a protein of 778 amino acids. The transcript is spliced from 3 exons. NCBI's taxonomy places the organism in Eukaryota, Fungi, Mortierellomycota, Mortierellomycetes, Mortierellales, Mortierellaceae. Gene Ontology annotation, molecular function: protein binding. The record is from RefSeq and is a predicted model, not a curated record.